This is a messenger RNA of Stegostoma tigrinum, 1704 nucleotides long. RefSeq lists its product as uncharacterized. The transcript has 7 exons. Gene Ontology annotation, cellular component: plasma membrane. Lineage: Eukaryota; Metazoa; Chordata; Chondrichthyes; Orectolobiformes; Stegostomatidae. The coding region runs from base 82 to 1704 and encodes 540 amino acids. Gene Ontology annotation, biological process: regulation of actin cytoskeleton organization; regulation of osteoclast development; regulation of bone resorption. The record is from RefSeq and is a predicted model, not a curated record.
UUUAGGGCCUAGACCCUUCCUCAGAAAUGUCCUGGGAUGAGAGUAAGCAAGUGAGACGGGUGAAUCACUGAAGCAUUGACAAUGAGGUCUCUCUAUGUCUGCCUUUCUGCAGUCCUCCUGUCGGUGUCGGUGCGGUGUCACACGGAUUCUGCGAAUGGUUGGUCAAUGACAGUUGCGAAUGAUGUGAGGGCUGACGAAGGAAGAACCGCUGUCUUACCCUGCAAUUUCACGCACCCAGACACAAAUCUCACACUCACUGGUUUCGUGAUAUGGAAAAAGGCACAAACAAAUGUUAUCUUUAACUGUACAUAUUUUGGCCCAGGCCAUUCUCAGGGUGAGCAGUGUGAGAAUAUGAUAAAGCACGAUGGUGGAAUGAGAGUCAGAUUUGUGGGGAACAUCAGCAACAAUGAUGUCUCAAUAAUGCUGGAGGGGCUGAGCCAGAAGGAUGUUGGUCUCUACUGGUGUCACGUGGAACUCAAUAUCGGCAGUUUCCACACAACAUCUGGAACAUAUCUGGAAGUGAACGCUGGCCAGGGAGAACUUCCAGUGGUGACUGGGUCAGAGGGAGAUUCAGUUACUUUACCCUGUAUCUUCAGGACCAUGGACGGCCUCACACUCAGGAGCAUUACCUGGAUGAGAAAGCAGCCCUAUCAACGCAUCAUUACAUUUACAGCCCAACCACAAGGAAAUUGGACAACUCUAAAUGAUGGAAAUCGGUACAAACUCAUCGGGAACCCAAAGAAGGGAAACGCAUCGACCACGAUAAGCCAGCUGAGUAUGAGGGACAAUCACACUUACCUUUGUGUGGUCACAUACACAUUACAAGAAACAAUUCUGUGUCUGAUCCAGAAAGAGAGUCGGGUGCAUGUCAUACCUGCGGCUUCUGAUGAUGGAUGGUCAAUGACAGUCGCGAAUGGUGUGAGGGCAGAGGAAGGAAGAACCGCUGUCUUACCCUGCAGCUUCACCCAUCCAGACACUAAUCUCACGCUCACUGGCUCUGUGAAAUGGAUUAAAUCUGACACAGGUGUAAUCUUUAACUGUGCAUAUCCUGGUCUAGAUCAUUCCCAGGGUGAGCUAUGUGAGAAUGUGAGACAGCAGGAUGAUGGGAAUCGAUUCAGAUUUGUGGGGAACCUCAGCAAUAAUGAUGUCUCAAUAAUGAUGGAUGGACUGAGACAGGAAGAUGCUGGUUCCUAUCUGUGUCGUGUGGAGCUCAAUAUCGGCAGUUUUCAAACACGGUCUCCAACGAAUCUGGAAGUAGAAGCUUCUAAGGGAAAUGUCUCAGUGGUGACUGGGACAGAAGGAGAUUCAGUUACUUUACCCUGUAUCUUCAGGACCUGGGACUCCCACACCCUGACCACUGUUACCUGGAUGAGGAAAGAACCCUACCAACACAUUGUAACAUUUACAGCUCAGUCACAGGGAAAUUGGACAAUUGUAAAUGAUGGAAAUCGGUAUGAACUCAUUGGGAACCCAGAGGAGGGAAAUGCCUCGACCAGGAUAAAUCAGCUGAGUGUGAAUGACAAUCACACUUUCCUGUGUCUUGUUGAAUACACAUCAGAUCCUAAUUUUCAGUAUCUGAUCCAGAGAGAGACUCGGCUGCGCGUAUAUGCCCUGUCGACAUCAAUCCCACAGCAAGAUGGUGGAUUGCACACUGUAAUGGCUGAGCAAAAGAUUUCACCUGUAUUGAAGCUGCUAAAUGUCUAA